GGACAGGCCCGGGCCGCGGCGGCCUGACUUUGGUCGGAGCUCUGGCCGCGCCCCCGUGGGCGACUGAGGGGAGAGGAAAGAAGGGGAGGGACGGAAGGGCGGACUACGGGGAAGGGGGUGCUGGUCUUUCGUCUUCUAAUUCUUUUAAAAUAAGUUUGCGAUGAGUUUCUCGAAGGCGGGGGAAGUUUUUACCUCCCUAUGAGCUUCCCAGAGUACUUCCUUCGAGGUCCUCAGAACCCGGUUGUGUAUUGAACGCAGUAAAGAAUUCGGGUGCUGUGUUUACGUUUGGGAAAACUAAAUUUGCUGAAAAUAAUCCCAGCAAAUUCUGGUUUAAAAACGAUAUGCCUAUAUAUCUUUCAUGUGGAGAUGAACAUACUGCUAUUAUUACAGGAAAUAAUAAGCUUUUCAUGUUUGGCAGUAACAACUGGGGUCAGUUAGGAUUAGGAUCAAAAUCGACUGUUAACAAGCCAACGUGUGUCAAAGCUUUAAAGCUGGAAAAAAUGAAAUUUGCUGCCUGUGGAAGGAACCACACCCUAGUUUCAACAGAAGGAGGCAAAGUAUACGCCGCUGGAGGAAAUACUGAAGGACAGCUGGGACUUGGUGAUACUGAAGAGAGAAACACUUUUCAUCUAAUUAGUUUUUUUACAUCCCAGCAUAAGAUUAAACAACUCUCUGCUGGGUCUAACACUUCAGCUGCGCUGACUGAGGAUGGAGAGCUUUUCAUGUGGGGUGACAAUUCUGAGGGGCAAAUUGGUUUACAAAAUAUAACUAGUAUAUGUGUCCCUCAUCAAGUGACCAUUGGAAAACCUAUCUCCUGGAUCUCUUGUGGAUAUUACCAUUCAGCUUUUGUAACAACGGAGGGAGAACUGUACACCUUUGGAGAACCUGAGUAUGGGAAGUUAGGUCUUCCCGAAAAGCUGCUGAUCAAUCACAGAGUGCCCCAGCUGGUGCCUGGAAUUCCUCAGAAGGUGAUCCAAGUAGCUUGUGGUGGAGGGCACACAGUUGCGCUCACAGAGAAGGCCGUGUACACCUUUGGGCUGGGACAGUUUGGUCAACUGGGUCUUGGCACUUUUAUUUUUGAAACUUCAGAACCCAAAGCCGUUGAGAAUAUUAAGGAUAAGAAAAUAAGUUAUGUUUGCUGUGGAGAAAACCACACAGCUUUGAUAACAGAUUUAGGCCUUAUGUAUACUUUUGGAGACAGUCGACAUGGAAAAUUAGGACUUGGACUGGAGAGUUUUGCCAACCUGUUCGUUCCUACUUUGUGUUCUAAUUUUUUGAAGUUUAUAGUACAGUUGGUUGCUUGCGGUGGAUGUCACAUGCUAGUUUUUGCCACUCCACGACUUGAUGUGGCAGAAGACGUUGAGUUAGAUGAAAUAAAUGAUUGUUGCUUACCUUCAGCUACAUCUCUGCCCAUCAGUGAUCUGACUUCAGGAAACGUACUGCAGAGAUCUUUAUCAGCACGUGUGCGGCGAAGAGAGAGGGAGAAAUCCCCAGACUGUAUUCAAACGACAGGAACACUACCUCCAAUUGCAGGGACUCUCGUACCACCUGUUUGUUUUUCGCCUCAUUCAGUUCCUUUCUGUAUGUCUACAACUAAUCUGCUAGAGAAAAGGAUGCCUGAUAAAGAGGGCCCUAUGCUGCCAAUGGAACCAGAUUAUUUUCAACGUAAAAUAACCAAAGGGAAAGAGACAGACAAUUUUUCAGCAGAGGAUUCAGAAAGCCUUGGAGAAACUACUGAUGUCUUAAAUAUGACACAUAUGAUGAGCCUGAAUUCCAAUGAAAAAUCUUUAAAAUUAUCACCAGUUCAAAAACAAAAGAAACAAGAAACAAUUGAGAAACUGAAGCAGCAUACAGCUCAUACUGAAAAUGGCGGUAGUAAUGAAUAUGAAAGUGAAGAGAUGUCCAAAAAGAUGAAAGAAGGGAAAGCAUAUAAACAACUUUUAGCAAAAGGAAUGUACAUGAUGCAAGCAGCUGUGACUAUGGAAGCAUUUUCAGAUGAGGACGUACGUAACAACUCAGGCCAGCAAAGGCCUCAGGCCAACACCAGUGCAGAGAGUUUGCAAAAAGGGAUAUUUAGACAUGAAAAUAAGCAUGGUGUCUAUCCACUUAAGAGUAAGGAAAUAGAAAAGGAAAGUGAUGAAGGACAAAGUCAGAAGGAUUCAGAAGUGGAAAAAAUAGUCUCUGAGAAGGAAACUGGCCUGGUGAAAAUGACAGGUCUGAAUGAUAUAAGAAAAAGUGAAGAGAAUAGAAAAAAUAUUGAUACAUUCCUUGACGACUUACCAAAUAGAGACAUGAAUAUUGAGGAUGAAGAAAAUAAAAACUUUGUUAAGGAAAGUAAAAGUAACAAGCGAGAUAUGAUCUUUGACAGUGAAAGAGAAUCUAUGGAGGAGCCAGACAGUUACUUGGAAGGUGAUAGUGAAAGUCAGCAGGGUACAGCUGAUGGAUUCAAGCAGCCUGAGUCAAUAGAAUUUAGCAGUGGAGAGAAAGAGGAUGAAGUGGAAACUGACCAAAACUUGCGGUAUAGCAGAAAAUUUAUUGAACAAGGACAUGAGGAAGAGAUCGAACACAGAAUGUCCAAAUACAUGGCAAAAUAUGGUUUUAAGGGUGACCACAUAUCAGACACCCCAGAGGAGCAGGAAGGAGAAGAUGAUUCAGAAGGAAGUGGAAUAGAGGAGCAAGAGAUAGAGAUAAAUGAGGAGGUGCCUGGAGAAAAAGAGGAAGAGGAAGCAAAGUUCCUGUCAGAUGACCUUACAGACAGAGCAGAGGUGAGUGAAGGCGAGGGAAAGCCAGGGGGAGAGGCAGAGCACGUGCCUGAAGGUGGAGGCGAGGGAAUCGGGAAAGAGGGUAAUUCAGGAGUGGAACAGAGGAGUGGAACAGGAAGUGAGGAGGGGGAGGAGGAGAAAGACAAGGGAGGAGGAGAAAUGGAGAGCCUGAGUAAGGGAGAGGAAGACCUGAAAGAGGAGGAGGAAUGGGAGCAAAAGGAGAGGGAACAGGGCCAUCAGGAGGAAAGAAACAAAGGGCUGGAGGAAGGGGAAGGGAGCGAGCAAGCAGGGGGGGAAGGAGAGGAGGAGGAAGGCAAGGAGGAAGAGGGGGGAGAAGACAGAGAAGGAGAGGAGAAGAGAGAAGGGAAAGAGGAAGAAGAGAAAGGAGAGGGGGAGGAAGUAGAAGAAGGGGAGGGGCAGGAAAGAGAAGAGGAAGGGCAGGAAGAAGAGGGGGGAGAGGAGGAGGGAGAGGGAGGAGAGGAGGAGGUAGAUGAGCAGGAGGGAGAAGGGGGAGCGGAGGAGGGAGGAGAAGAAGGAGAGGAGGAGGAAGGAGAUGGGGACGGAGAGGGGGAAAGAGAGGGGGAGGAGGAAGGAGGAGAGGGAGAAGGAGAGGAGGAGGAGGGAGAGGGAGAAAGAGAAGAAGGAGAGGAGGAGGAAGGAGAUGGGGACGGAGAGGGGGAGGAGGAAGGAGGAGAGGGAGAAGGAGAGGAGGAGGAGGGAGAGGGAGAAAGAGAAGAAGGGGAGGAGGAGGAAGGGGAGGGGGAGGGGCAGGAAGCAGACAGGGAGGGAGAAGAGGAGGGGGAAGAAGGAGGAGAAGAGGAAGAAGAAGAGGGGGAGGAGGAAGGAGGAGAGGAGGAGGGAGAGGGGGAAGGAGAAGGGGAGGAGGAGGAAGGAGAGGAGGAGGGGGAGGGAGAAGAGGAGGGGGAAGAAGGAGGAGGAGAGGAAGAAGGAGAGGGGGAAGGAGAGGGGGAGGAGGGGGAAGGAGAGGGGGAGGAGGAGGAGGGGGAGGGGCAGGAAGCAGAGGGGGAGGGAGAAGAGGAGGGGGAAGAAGGAGGAGAAGAGGAAGAAGGAGAGGGGGAGGAGGGGGAAGGAGAGGAAGAGGGAGAGGGGGAAGUCAAGGAAAGGGAAAAGAAGGAGGGGGCAGCGAGGGAGAGGAAAGAGGAAGAAAACAGCAAGAAAGAAGGGGAGAAGGAAGAAGAGGAGGAUGAUGAGGAAGAGGAGGGAAAGUACCAGGAGAGAGGCAAUGAGGAAAGUGGAAGGCAGGGAAGACAGGGUGGAGGAAGAGAAUCCAGAAAAGGGAGCAAGAUGAGAGGAUCUGUGAAAUAUGACAAAGAUAAAACAUAUCCAAAAAAGUUUAUUACUAACAGGGAAGGAAAGGGGAAAGAGCAUGAAGUACAGAGGUUCAAAAUGCCAGUGCAGUCAAAACAACUCUCAGAAAAUGGGCCACCAGGUUCCAAAACAUUUUGGAAUAAUGUAUUACCACAUUAUUUGGAAUUGAAGUAACAAACUUUAAAUUGGACCUGAUUAUGUCCAGCCAAACAACUUGAACACAUUAUGAAGAAUAGGCACUCAUUCUGUUAUAUUGAUUUUAUGUCAUGGUUACCUUACCUGUGGUACAGUAGAAACUGAUAAAGAUAACUUGAGGCACUGGUAAAUUUUGGUUUCUCUUAAACUAAUAUUUUGGUGUAUUUUCCCCUGAAUUAUAAAUAUAUAAGUAGAAAAUAUCAAAAGAUCAUAGUAUAUAAUUAAUAUUAUUAUUCCUCAUUAAAGACAGUUUUAGGAAACGAGUAUAUUGUAAAAGUAUUUUGUGUAUACAAGUAAGUCCCUUUAAAUAUGGCACAGAUCUUUAAGGGUUAUAAAAACGUCUAAUUUCUUAUAACUAUGGUAGCAUAGUUUUUUCAGCCUGUGAUUACAGUUUCCCUACCGUAUAGAAUAAUUUUAUAAGAAUGGGUGGUAUUCUAAAGCUAAAAUGAGGAAUUCACAUUUUUUAAAAAAAUAGUGCUGUCUUUUUACCUUUUAUGUGUCCUUUUUGCAGCAAUCUACAAAGUGACAGCUGGGUUCAGAGCUUAGACUCUAAUGUCUCUUUUAGUUACUGUUUGGUAAAUGACAGAAUAUCUAAUGAAAUGGGGAUGAACGUAUAUUGUAAAAGUGUGAAAAACUUUAAGUAUUUAUUGCCAAGCAAAGCUACUCUUUGGGCUUCAGUUUCCUUAUCUGUAAAAUAGAAUGGAUUAGAUGAUAUGAUAACUGUAGCCCCUUGUAACUCUUAGGUUCUUUCAUUCUAACGUGUUUGUUAUUUGCAUAAGAAAAUUUUUUAAGGAAAAAAAUUAUACUUUACAAUUAAUCUAGUUUUCCAUGAAAUGUUCUUUACUCUUAAAAAAUUAUGACACCUUUAAUGUCUUUUGUCUUCCGUAAUUCUGUGCUUCUAAACUCCUAUCAUUUUGAGCUUUCACUGUACUGUCAGACCUUCAUUCCCAGUACUGCCAUUCCCAGUGUCUAUUACUUACCUUCAAUGUAUUCUUCAUUCACUCUUUUGUAAUUCUUUGUUUGCUGUUUGUCAGAAUGUUUCAAGUAAAAUAAAAAUUAAAUGUAUACAGUCAGUAGUUGUCUGUGAAAAGAGAAACUAAUAUUAGAUAUUGAAUUUUAGAGAGGCUAGAUUUCCACUAGAGUAAUUCCAUUGUAUGUAGUGCAGCUAGUUUGUUUCAUUAUUGUUUAUUCAUAGCUUUCCUUCCCCAGUCCUUUCUAUAUCUUAGACAUGAGGAAUUUCUUAUACUUACUUUUAUCAAGGAGGAUUGUGAUGGUAAACAUCCUAUGAAUUUUGUGUAGUUGAAUUCUUUGCACAUUUGAUUUUUCAUGAGUGAGAAAGAAUAUGAGGAAAAAGACUAGGAUAGGAAGUGAAGAAAUUCCUAGGAGUAGUUAUAAAUUUUGUCUUAGCUGCAAGGCUCUCUGGUAGCUUCCACUGACUAACCAAAUAUACGGAUUUGGCAUUGCAGUGUUCUAGCAAAUUCUACCACAUUCAUUAGUGUUAGUAGAAUUGAAUUAAUACUUUGAUUAAAAUGUAUGUGCUGUGUUGUUAAAUCUGGUGCAAAACGUGGUUAUCUUAGAAGUAGACUUAAGAUUAAAUAAGAUGGAUGACAGAAGUGGAGUUCAUAAAGGAAAAACCUCCAAGGAGGUGAGAAACUCUUAAACUCAAGUUAAAGGUAUGGGCAUUCAUCUUCCACUGAAGAGAUCAUUAGCCAGCAAUACUGAAAUGAUGUUCUUAAAAUAUGUGCAUCUCAGAAUUUGAACCAGUCUAGAUAACCAAUUGUAAACAGCAUUUCGUACCCAUUUCUUCACAUUUCCCUGGCCCCCAAAAAUCUUUGUGCUCUUUUAGAAGCAGUAAUUCAUGCAUGCCUGGUACUCUGGUCAAAAGAGCACCGGCCUAGUCAUUUUCAGACCUGAAUUAAUAGUUGGUUAAGUAGAUUGGAAUAACUAGUUCCUCCUUUAUUGUCCCCAUCUGCUGGUUGAUCAUGCUUUUACUGUAGUUUAUCAGUCAUCAUUUUUGAGGCAAGUGUGAGUUGUGUAUGUAGAAUCCAUUGAAUUACAGUUUCAAAUGAGGACUCUGGCAGAAAAAUAAGGUAAGCUACAAAGAAGUACCGCAGAAACAUCUGCUGCUGCUGACCAGCAGCACUCCAGGUGAGUGCAAUUGAAAUGUUUUCUAUUAUUUCACUAUAGAAAUAAAUUUUCUGUAUACAUGUAGAUUAAAAAUAAAAUGCUACCUCGGAGAAGGGUGCUGUAAUUCCUUCCUUCAUUCUUUCCAUUGUGAAAGUUAAAUGUGAUAUUAUAUGCCCAGUACCUGACACAUAACUUACGGUUGGUACAUAUUAUUCAGUCAACAAAUAUGUACCAAGCACCAAAAAGAGAACAGAAGCUACCCCGAAUCAGGUGGAUCUCAAGCAGUGAGGGCUGCAGGAGCACAACUUCCUGUGCUCCUCUGACCUAUGAGGGAUGUUAGGUAGGUAUAGAUUUCGUGAAAGAACACCAGGUAAAAAGAGUUCCUAUGACUCUGCCUUAACUGUUGCUUAACAGUGCCCUUAUAUUUCUUGAUACCCCCAUGUUAUUAGCCAAGACUGCCCAAAGAUAAAAGUAUGAUUUGGAAACAAAUCUAUGGCUUUCCUCCAUUAAAUCCCUUAGUUAAUAAGAAGAAAGUGCUUUUUAUAAGAUAUGGCUCCUGAUCUCAAGGAACUCUUGGCUGUUUCUACAGGCUGACCAGAAAAUUUACCAGCACGGUAGAGUGCUUCAGGGGUGGCACUUCAGCUGCCACUGGGAAAAACAAGGAAAGGGCUUCCGGGAGUGCUGGUGAAACUUGAACUGAGUCAUGAAAAGUAAAACCUAUCCAGGCAAAGAGGGGGCAGGGUGAUGAGAGCCAGGCUGACGGAAGCCAGGAGAGUGUUUCCGUGUGACUGCAGCCUAGAGUAUCCUUUGACCUGGAUAGAGGGGCACAAGAGCUUCCGUGUUUGUAAAAGAUGUUAAAAAAGAGUAAGAUGAUCACACUUGGGCUUUUGUAGCGUCAUUCUGGCAGCAAUAUGGAGGGUGGAUUAGAAGGGAACAGGACCAGGGUCAGUCAGAAGGCAGUUACAGUAGACCAGGCAGAGACUGAAGAGGGGCUGGACUAGGACAGUGGGAUGGAGAGUUGCAGACCUGUAUUAGUGAGAGAGAUUUGUGGAUAGAAUUGGAGAGCUUAGUAAGGAUAUGGAGCUUGGAGGGAGGUAAAGUCCAAGCUUUUCUUAUUUCUGGCUUGGAAAAUUGGGAAGAAAGGGUGCCAUUCACGGAGACUGAGAACUGAGGAGUAGGGGCAGAUUGAGGAGACUGCUUGGGGGCUUGUUGAUCCAGGAGAUGUUCAGCAGGCAGAUACACAUCUGGGUUUGGAGCUCAGGGAAGAUGCUGAGUAUCAGCAGCUUAUAAAUGUAGUUAAAACUGUGGAUUUGAAUGAGAGGCAACAUUCGUAUUGUGAAAAGAGAACUGAAGAGAAUUCAGGGAAACAUCAGUAGGUAAGGGGAGGUUGAAAAAGGGAAGCCUGAGAAGGAGGAAGGGUAAGAACACUUUCUAAGAAACAGAGGGGCCCCCAAAACCAAGGAAGAAGGAGCAGUGGAGGGCUGCAGAGAGGAUCUGGGGCAGGGCCCACGUUGACAUCAAAGAGUGAACUCCAGGAAGUCCGCUUUUCAGAGACAUAGAAUCAGAACUAGAUUUUGAGAAAUAAAUAUCAAAGAGCUCUACUGGCAUAUUUCUUAAUUUAGGAAGGGAGAUGUAUGUUCCAGAGACUUUGCUGCUCUGGGGGGAAAAAUUCUAAAUUUUUAUUUGCUGUUAUUAUGUACAAUGGUUACAUAAGAAUAGGGUAUUGCUGAAGUGAGCUUAUCAACAAAAAAGAGGAGUAUGCAAUGCUUUAAAUAUCAGUGGGUGGGGUGGGGUGGUGAGGAAACAACUCUGAGGGCAGCCAUUAUGGUCUGCAAAUUAUUUGGGCAGAGUUGGUUCAGAGCAUGGGCUCUGUAGUCCAGUAGGGCUGAGUUCCAAACCCAGCCCUUCACUGAUUAACUGAGUGGACACCUGGAACGUUGUUUUUUUUUUAACCUUUCUGAGUCUUAUAUCCCUCUUUUAGUAAAGGGGGGGGGGUCUUUUGAUAUUUACAUUAGUUAACACAUAGAACAUGUUAGGGGUACUCAGCAAAUGCUAACCUGCAUCACUCUAAUUAUCCUCUCUGAUCAUACCAAGUCAGGUACAGUGCUCCCCUCAUGAAUCUCCAAGUCACUGGAUGAUGUGCAUGAGUUUAACUUAGUUUCAUGUGCCUGUAAACCUUACUUUCGUUUAAAUACAGCGUAGCAACCCCCCAAAAAUUAGCUUAUGGAGGUAGAUCCAUGGAAAUGAAGUGGAUAAUGAUAACCCUUAAAUAUGGGGUAGAGUGAAACUAUCAUUACACACCACACAUGGGUCAAAUACUGCCCCUCAACAUUUGAACCACGACGAAAGGCUGAUGGUACUCACAUGGUUAGCCUGAAUUUAGAUAUUAGUGCUGUCACCGGACCACAGAUUUCCCUCUGUAUCCUAAUGUUUUUAUCACAUAGUUAAAAAAUAAUUCACACAUAAAGUGUAAUCAUGGAUCAUGCAUUUGUUUAAGAUAAAGAGGAAGAUAAAUCAUCUAAGGAAAAGGAGGGGGAAAAUAAUAGAGUAAAACUGAAAACAAGAAUAAAACUGUGAACCAGCAAGAUGUUCUGUACCCUGAGCACUACAUUCAUUUUUGCAGGCCACUUAUCAGAGUCAAACUGUAAUAUAUUUGGUGAUAAAAAUACAGGAUUAGGAAUGAAGUAAGGGACUGGCACACAGAAAGAAGGGAAAGUUUAGAGAUUAUAAAGUAGUGUCAUUAAGAAGUGAAGAAUUGGAAGUCACAACUGGCAGCCCAUGGGUGCAGUCUGGCCUGCAGACUUAUUUUGUUUGGUAUACAUAGUGAUUUUUUAAACAUUUGAAUGAGAUGCCAACAUUGAAAUACCAGGAGAUUUUACAUUGAAAAAAUAUUUUUCCGGGCUUCUCUUGGAAAACGUGAGGGCCUAGGAAUACCUUGCCCUGUGGCAACACUGGCCUGUAGCCCAGCUGAGGCCACCCCCCACUUCCCUGCCAUCCAGGGGCUGCUCCUGACAGGCGUCCGCCUUCUUCCCUCGCUUGCUCUAGCUACCGGGCACCUGGCAGAGAAUAAAGGGAUGUGUAUGAGAAGGUAGAGCAAAGAAGUGUACAUUUUAAGUGAACUAUUUUCUAUUGAUAAGAUCUGGGACGUGGCAAAAAGCAUCCAAGCUUCUUGUUUUUUGACAGUCCUCAGUGCAUACUUGGUAUUCUAUCUUUUUAUAGAAUGGCCUUUAUAAAAUCACUUAUAUUUAUAUACAAGUACUUAUUGUUUGCUCAUAUUAUUUUCUCUGUAAACAAUCUUUUUCAUCUUGAUACAAACCCUCCUAGGUAGGUGUUGCUCUAAUGUCAUUUUUCCAUUUUACAGAUAGACUGAAAUACAUUAAGUAGGUACCUUGCUCAGGCCAAGAGUAGUAGAGCAAGGCUUUGGAAAACAGUGUUUAGGUCUUUGUAUUUAGUGCCCUUCCCACUCUCCACUCCUGCCUCAGUGAUGUCUAGUGUAGUUAAAACUUGAACUUACAUGUUAGCUCUUCUUGUCCUAAAAACACAUAUCUUGAGAUUUUAAAAUAUACACUUUCCACCCGAUGACUUAGAUAUGAAGUUUUAUGCUCUAUUUAACUUGUUUGGAAAACAUUUUCUACCCAGUGUGACAUUGAGGCAUGUCAUGAAUCCAGAAUUGUAGCACAAAAUUUUACACUUUAUAGUCAACUUGAAAAAAAAUUCUUUUGACGUUAAUACAUAGACAAGUAUAUAUCUCAUACAUGUAUAGCUCAAUGUAUUUUCCACAAACUGAACACACCCGUAUAGUCAACAUCCAGAUCAAGGAAAAGCACAGUUCAGCUCCCUAGAAACUCCCCUUCAAUCCCCUGCCAGCCAUUUCCCAUCCGCCACCCCCUCCAGGGUGACCACUAGGCAGACUUCUGAUAGCAGCCUCUAGUUUUUAAAGCAUACAAUGUAAUUGUUUCUUAAGCAAACUGAAACCUCAUGGGAACAUUUGGUUUCUUGGUAUUUCCCAUAAGAAAUGUAAAAAGUGUUGCCCUGGGCCAGACCAAAGACUGCAGCUCCCCAUGCUGUGUCUGACCAAUGAAAUAAGGGUCCUUUGGUGGAAGCCAGGCCCAUUCACUUCUUCGCUGGGGUCCUAACACCAGAUGCACUUCCACUGACCACUCCAGAUUACCUCUUUACAUUAUAUGUGGUUCUGGUGACAAGAAUGUAUUUAAACUUUAUCCUUUCUUUUUAUAAAAUGACAGUAUUCUGCCAGUCUCUCCUAAAUUAUUUCAGUUUGAAGGUAAGUGCUGUAUGUGACUUAAAGUAGUUGUCCAGAUAUAUGUAGAUUAAUUUUAAAUGUGCUUAAUUAAGUGCAAAGUGUCAUGAUUGAUGAUGUGAUUUCUACUGCAGAUGCCAUUUUCUAAGAGCUUUCUCAAACUUUAGAAAGUGAUAUAGUUUAUUGUUGAUAUAGAUUUACAUGAAGUUAAUGAGUAAAAUUGUAGUUCAUUAUAAAAGAGAUGUUUUGCUUAUUUCUAAAAUAAGCUAGAACUCCAUGUUUCUUUUUAUAAUAGCAUGAUAUCCUAUGGUUACAUUAAUACCUUAGUAAACUAGCACAACUGGAAUUGACCCAGGUCCUAGAUUUGCCAAACUGUCCAAGUAAUGAGGACUUUGAUAGAAUACAGCUCACUGACCCUCCCUCUGGGAGAUAAGUGGGCAGAGUCUGAAAUUCUCUGUCUCGGGAGCUUUGUUCUUUCUAGUUGGCCUUCAUAUAUGUACAUUUAUGAAUACAUCUGUUUAUCAGGCCUAAGUCUUAAAUCUAGUAAUCUUGCUUCCCAUUCCCUUCCAAAGUAAAAUGAUCUCUGAUCAUUUUAGCUACCCAUAACGUGCAUUUGGCUAGCCAUGAUAUGUCACUUAGAGGGGAAAUCAUGCAGAAGAAAAAGAAAGCUUUAGAAGUUCUUGGUAAAUGGUAGCUACCUUGUUGUUAACCCUACCCAACCUAAACAUGUAGCACAUCCUUUAAUGUAACUCUCUACCCUGGUACCCUGUUCCCUUCUCCCACAUUCCCCUCCUGAGUGCACUGCCUCAUGACCUUGAUUAACCUAAGUUAAGCCCUCCCAGAGUAACUUCUGAAACUCUUUCUUAAAUCUCAAGGCUUCACUUGCAGAUUGCUUGUCCUCAGUGGGAAUGCUAUUAGGCCAUACCCUUAGUGCUGUUGGCCUGAGGAUGCCACUUAUAUGUUUUACUAAGGUGUGAAAUACAAACACGUUCUCUCCCUAGCCUGAACUCUCACAAUUUGUAUUUUUGCCAGAAAAAAAGGUGAGUUAAUUAUUAGAGACAUUCUUUUCAAACCACCCAGUAAAGAUUUUGUUGGGUGUCAGGCUUAUCCUUAGCCAAAUAGCCACUAGGAAGGUGACCAUGAGAAGCUAGUUACAGUGUUGAAGGGAUAUAAAGGGCAUAUAUGGUCUCAGGCAAAUAUGGUUACGGUGAACUUUGUAAAAACAUUCUUCAAGGGAGUGAAUGGCACAGAUUGCUUACUGUGUCACCUAUUUUAGGGGUCAUUUUGCCUUUAGUGAAGUACAUAAAUGAAAAGCAUAGGAAAAAAUAUCCAAUAAAGAGUCCAGUCUCUUAAUGACAAUAAAUAAGCAGUUUUCCACCCAAAAUAUGAAAUGGCAAAAAAAAAAAUCUCAGUA
Messenger RNA from Delphinapterus leucas (beluga whale), 12085 nucleotides. The record is from RefSeq and is a predicted model, not a curated record. NCBI's taxonomy places the organism in Eukaryota, Metazoa, Chordata, Mammalia, Artiodactyla, Monodontidae.